AAAUUGGGUAUACUGAUCAAGGGUUUGCAUAUCUGUAUCCGAGCUACUAGACUAUACUUUUCACUUUUGACUACUGUGAAGAGCUUUUAUUUUGACCCAAAACACCGUUUAAAAGCUGAGAAGAUGCCGAAAAUUCAACAAGUGGCAGAUGAGACUAUCGAUAAUAAUUUGCUGGAUGCGGAAGCGAUUCUCGAGACGGAGAGUACCAUCGUCAAAUAUGUCGAAAACGAUCCAAUGAAGCCUUCAGAGUCAACAGCAGAUUUCGUUGAGGGAGAUUGCUUACGAGUUGAUGACUUGCCACCUGUACCUGACGUCAGUGAAGAUAGCGAUGUGCUAUCUGACAUCAGUGAAGAUAGCGAUGAUUCACAGCAGGCUCCACAGGAAGAGAGUGAUGACAGCUUACGAGUUGAAGAAGAUGCUGAUACACACCGAGUUGAGGAGUGCGAUGUUGAAUUCGAGAGUGAUGCUGUGGACAGCGACUCUGUAGUUGUUGACCAUGCGACGGGUGAGCGUAUUAGCCUCAAGUCGCUUGUUGAACUAGGAACGGGUGAAUUGAGCGAGGGCUACGGAAGUACGGCUGAAAAACCCCAGUUCAGUACCAUCAUUGAUCCUUUGAGCGGCUGCAGUAACACUAACAACACUAGCAAGGAGUUGGUUGCCGACCAAGUGCUUGAUGCCGAUAUCAAAGAAACUUCUGACCCGGUGUCUUCUCCAGCCACAUUGUGUAGAGGGGGAGAGUUGGGCGUAUCCAGUGACGAUGGCGAAACGACUUUGUCCAAAUCAUCGGCGGUGUCUUCUCCAGCCACAUUGUGUGGAGGGGGAAGGUUGGGCGUAUCCAGCGACGAUGGCAAAUCGACUUUGUCCAAAUCAUCGGCGGUGUCUUCUCUAGUCUCAUUGUGUGGAGGGGAAGGAUUGGGCGUAUCCAGCGAUGAUGAUGAAAUGACUUCGUCCAAAUCAUCGGCAGUGUCUUCUCCAUUGUAUGGAGAGGGAGGAUUGGACGUAUCCAGUGACGAUGGUGAAAUGACUUCGUCCAAAUCAUUGGCGGUUUCUUCUCCAGCCACAGGGGGAGGAUUGGGCGUAUCCAGAGACGGAGGAUUGGACGUAUCCAGCAACGAUGGUGAAAUGACUUCGUCCAAAUCAUUGGCGGUUUCUUCUCUAGCCACAGGGGGAGGAUUGGGCGUAUCCAGAGACAAUGGCGAAACGACUUCGUCCAAUGCAUCGGAAGAGAAUGGCUCUAAAAAAGUGGCUACCUCCCACUAUGUAUCUGCCGUAGCCAGUAACGAGAGGCAGAUCAUUGAGGAUCAUAUCUUACAGGAAGAUCAGAAGGAAGCUCCAUCCCACACCCGCCCAAAACGCACUGUGAAAUACCCAAAGCAAUGGCAGGAUUACCUCUGGUGCUCUGAUGAUAAGGAAGGUUUGCCUUCCUACAUCUCUGUGUUCCACUCCCAUUGCGGCCCCCCUGUGCAAGUGUCGUCUGGUCCACCACUGGCUGUAAUUGAGCUCCACCCCGGUCUUCCAUCUGCUCCUGUUUACAUUAAGAGACCCAAUCCUCUCCGUUUGCCUCCUGAGGGUGCUUUGGCUUGCUUCCCUCCUCCCAUGAAGUAUUCGGCAGAGUAUCGUGAGAGGUUGGUGUGCUAGCUACGUGCAGUGAGGAGUGAGGAGAAAACAAUUAACAUAAAAAUUAAUAUUGUAUAGUGACAGGAGAUAGUGACUAUUACAUGUACUAAGUAGUGUAUAAUGUAGUCCUGCUGAUUAUUUUUUAAUUGUUGUAUACAUGUAGCAUGCUGUUUCGUAGAAAUUAUUUUACUGAAAAAUGCUAA
Molecule: messenger RNA, 1820 nt
Organism: Halichondria panicea
Lineage: Eukaryota; Metazoa; Porifera; Demospongiae; Suberitida; Halichondriidae
Exons: 5
Coding region: 124-1638 (504 amino acids)
Source: RefSeq, a predicted model, not a curated record